Guillardia theta CCMP2712 is the source of this 684-nucleotide messenger RNA. RefSeq lists its product as hypothetical. The record is from RefSeq and is a predicted model, not a curated record. The transcript is spliced from 4 exons. Gene Ontology annotation, cellular component: cytoplasm. NCBI's taxonomy places the organism in Eukaryota, Cryptophyceae, Pyrenomonadales, Geminigeraceae. The coding region runs from base 1 to 684 and encodes 227 amino acids. Gene Ontology annotation, molecular function: ATP binding; kinase activity.
AUGAAUUGCGUGUUGUUGGAGCUCGUGGAUCAUAUUGUGCGUCGACUGCAGGAUGAAAAAGAUCCACAUUCUGGAAAGCAGCUGUGGAUCGCGCUGGCGGGACCACCCGGCAGCGGGAAGUCGACGAUCUGCUCGAAGCUCGUGAGCAGCUUGUCGGGUCGUGGUGUACCUGCCGCGAUUCUUCCCAUGGACGGGUUUCACUACUAUCGUUCAGAGUUAGACACGAUGCAGAAUCGCGAGGAGGCGCAUGCUCGGAGAGGAGCGCACUGGACCUUCAACGCGCAUAAGUUUGUCGACAUGCUCGCUAGGAUGAAGGACGAGGGCUCAGGAAGGGCGCCGAGUUUUGACCACGCUCAUGGGGAUCCUGUGGAAGACGCCAUCAGCAUUGAGCGCGAGCACCGAGUGAUUCUUGUAGAGGGGAACUACGUACUGCUCUACGACAUCGAGCCUUGGAGAAAGCUGCAGCAUCUGUUCGAUGAGAAGUGGUUGAUCGUCUGUCCCGAGCACGUGCUGAGGGAGAGAGUCAUCCAACGCAACUCAGUUGCAUGGGGUUGGGAUCGAGAGCGAACGGCACGUCGGGUGGAUGAGAACGACAUGGUGAAUGCGCGACUGGUCAUGGAAGUCUCGAGCAAGUAUGCGGAGCGAGUCAUAACCUCGCAGCAAGACGAUGGCUGGUGUGGUUGA